UCCGACAGUCAGUGAAUGCAGCCGGUGGUUUGGGUUACUCCUCAAACGCUUUCCAAGAUGCUAAGGCAAAAUACUCUCCUUAGGUGUCAAUGUAAAGAACAGCUCGCCCUGAAAAACACUGUAUAACACAGCCGGUUCACGAUGGAUGAAGAAGGCCAGGGGCAGACAUGUCAGCUCCUGGACUUGCCCUGGGAGGAUGUUCUCGUUCCACACAUUUUGUCCUAUUUACCGCUGCAGCACAUUGUCAGACUGCAGAGGGUGAGCAAGCACUUCCACAGCCUCGUCCAGGUGUAUCUGGCCAACUGCAGGACUUUUAACUUUUCCGUCAUUGGAGCAAGCAUCCCAAAGGAAGCGUUUCAUGCAAUGUUAAAAGACAAUAAAGUUCUCCAGAACCUGUUCCUUCAGAACUGUUCAGAUUGGGUCACAGACAAGGAAUUGCUUCCUGUUAUCAGCCAAAACCAGCAUCUGCAGAGGGUAGACAUGAGCAGCUGUGCCUCCCUUACCCGCCACUCCUUGGUGGCCGUGUCCUUGACCUGCACGCAUCUCCAGCAUCUUGGCCUGGCUCACUGUGAGUGGGUGGACUGCCUGUCUCUGCGCAGCCUGGCUGACCACUGUGGAGGGCUUCGGUCGAUCGAUCUCACUGCCUGCCGCCAGCUGAAGGACGACGCCAUCUGCUACCUGGCAAAAAAGUGUUCCGAGCUCAAGUCGCUGUCGUUAGCGGUCAAUGCCAACAUUACGGACGAGUCGGUGGAAGAAGUGGCCAAGAAUUGCAGGGGUCUGGAACAGCUGGAUCUGACAGGUUGUCUGCGAGUCAGGAACCAGUCGAUCAGGACUGUUGCAGAGUAUUGCCCAAAGCUGCAGUCCCUGAGGGUAAAUCACUGUCACAACGUGACAGAGUCGAGCCUCGAUCCUCUGCGGAAGCGCAACGUUUUGAUUGAUGUUGAGCCACCUUUACCGAGGGCUCUGGUGCUUCUUCAGGAUAUGCUGGGCUUCGCUCCUUUUAUCAAUCUCCAGAUCUAACCACAGGGAAAUAUUAGGAACAAGCCCACAAAGCGAGGCGACUGACGGCGGUCACUUAAACCGAUAUCACACGAUGCACGGUGUUUGAAAAAAUGAUUUGAUGCUCCAGGAAAACGACGCAAGUUUGAUUUUUGCAACUCAAAGAAGGAAGCCACGUUUGCUUUUUAGCCUUGCUGUCUUAUCCAAAACAUUACUGCACCUUUUCUUCACUUGAUGUUGUAAGAGCGCUUUUUUAACCAAAAGUAUGGCUUAUUGUUUUGUUGUUUGUUCAAAACAAAAUGCAAAAGCUAAAAAUGAUCUUAUGUUUCAUUUAGAAACAUUAAAAAUGUUUGAGUUUAAUUAAACAUUUUAUUUUGCAUGUGUUUAGCAGCUAAAAUGGUUAGUUCACCCAAAGCACUCAAAAACAUUCCCAAGGCACUCACUGCUUUGUGAGAUAUUUGUUUUAAUUUAUUUAAGGUUUUCAUUUCUGCACUAAGGUGAAUGCAGUGUUUGCGUUGCCACUGAUGACAUGUCUUCUAGAAACAGCUAACUUUAACCUGCAGUUUCAUGAUGAAAACGGAGACUUUUAGCCAGAUCAGAAGCACUCAGAAAUAAUUCAAUCAUUAUGCAUAGUUUUUGUGAUGUGAUUGAAGUGUGUUUAAAACAUAAGAAGUUAUUCAGACUUUUUCCCUGUAAGUCUCUCAAUAGGUUUUAUAAGAACUUGCUAAGUAGUUGAAUUAUGUAAGCAAAAAAAACAAAAUCACCCAAAAUAAUUUGUGUAUUAAUUCGCUGUAAUUUAUAGAGCAAAUGAACAUUUUUUGUGUAUAUUAACUAAUCGUUGUCUUUUUUUAACCUGCAGGCUACAAAUUAAAGUGUUUUCUGUUAGUUUUUA
Messenger RNA from Girardinichthys multiradiatus, 1891 nucleotides. It is a transcript of the gene fbxl15, whose product is annotated as F-box and leucine-rich repeat protein 15. The transcript has 5 exons. Gene Ontology annotation, biological process: SCF-dependent proteasomal ubiquitin-dependent protein catabolic process. Gene Ontology annotation, cellular component: SCF ubiquitin ligase complex. Lineage: Eukaryota; Metazoa; Chordata; Actinopteri; Cyprinodontiformes; Goodeidae. Gene Ontology annotation, molecular function: protein binding. The coding region runs from base 142 to 1020 and encodes 292 amino acids. The record is from RefSeq and is a predicted model, not a curated record.